AGUAUUUCGCCAAUCGUAAGAAUGCAAAGUGGCUAUUUUACUAAGAUUACAAAAUGAAAAUAUUUUUUCUGUUUGUUUAUCUCGCUCAACUUUCAUCCUCGGCAUCAAUUAACGACGAAAUUGAAAAUGUUUACGUUGAUGCGCUGAUCCAACGUUACAAAGUUCUAAGUGCCAAUCUGUGGAAAUUUGUGAGAGAAAAAAGCAAUUCUCAACCAUAUGUCGCGGUGAAUGAAAUCAUUACCAAGCAUCAGGCUUUUUUCAUGGACAGAAAUCUGGAAGAAUUGUUGUUCAACAAUUUUAGAUUGAAAUUCCAAUUUUAUUACGAAACGAAAUCGUUUAAAAAUUGUUCUCAAGAAGAACUAUUUGUAAAUUUAUUGGACGAGCUUAACGUGCCCAGCCACAUCAAGGAAAAAUUGAUUUCAACAGACAAUCACAUAUAUUGUGUCGAUGGUGUCACUUCAUUUUACAGGAAAAAAGCGAAAAAGACAAGUGAUCUGUUCGGAUUGAUAUCAGAGGACUCGGACGCCUCCAGCUGUAAUCAUAGAUCAACCAAAGUAAUUGAUUCGGCGAGUCAGAACAUUUUUAUGUUCUAUCAAAUAUUGUCUGCAUCUUUACUCAUUCAAUAUGCAACUGAACAGCGAUUCUCAAUGGUAGCAGCAGUUCGUGAUGGAUUUGACGAAACUAACAUCGAUGACCUACGAGACACAUUCAACUACAAAUACAGGAGAAUUGCGGAUCGAGCUGGAGAAUAUUUGAAAAUAGCAAACAGAGACGUGUGGAUGUGCGACUUGGUAUUUUAUACGAAAAACGACACGACCAUUCAAAUAACGAACUUUUUACGAGGUUACGUUGAUAAUGAAAUCAACUUGAAUGUACAUAAGUCUUGUGAUAGGUCUUGUUCAGACUAUAAAACAGCUAGACAGCAUGGAUGCUAUGAGGGUACAUUUUGCCAUCAACAACGUAACGCAGGUCGAAAAGAUACCACUUGUCCGGGUCAGAUAUUCGAUUGUACAUUUGUUGAGUCAGAUAUGAAGAUUUGCCUUUCAAGUACUAACAACACCAGAAGACGAUACGACUAUAUCGAGUAUGAUUCUGGUCGACGUUUUGGAAGAGAAUCGUGUGGCACCAAUAGGGUGGAAGUUGAGUCGUGGUGGAAAUAUUUUGUCUUUCCUUGCGAUUAUUGUUUUUGUUAUUGCGAGGAGUCGAGCAAAAAUUCGAAUCGUUCAUUCAGCCUUCACUCGGUGGUUUCAGAUAUACGAAGUAACAAAAUAAUCACCGGUGUUGGCAUCACAUCGAAAAAUGGAAUCUUUUCCUGGACCAUCUCUCAAUCAGUACUUUUAAGCGAUGGUCGUGUUCAACAAGUAAAAGAGAUGAAUUAUGAGGAAGCCAAUGCCAUUGGCGAAGAAGACGACGAACUCGUCAUUAACGAUGAAUUUCAAGAUAUAUCCAACGAAAUCGAUUACUAUACUAUGACGUGGCGCAGCCGUGCGGUGGAUUUAGCAACGAUUACUGCACCGCCUGGUUCGGUUCUGACUGGUAUUCGCUUUGCCGUUGUCAAUGAUCAUUUAUCAUUCGAAAUUCGUGCUACACAAUUCGAUUUCAAUUCCGGUCGUUUGGACGGCCGAAGUGAAUGGAUUUCAGAUAAAGUUGAACGUUCCGUCCUACUGUUAGACCGACCAGAACCAUCGUAUCCGAUUUACACAAAUGACUAUGAAUGCCUACGAUCCAUACCGUAUCCGACGCCAAACAAAUUCGUCAAAUUUCGUCCCUCUGACCCUGAUAAAGAUGCAGGGCAAACAACUGUUCCAUUCAUUGACACACAAAUGGUUCGUCCCAUGCAUUUGACUUUAUUGUCUGGUGUGGGAAUUUAUUACAAAUAUUAUUAUUCGCCGGGUUUCGGCGGAUUCAUUGCACCGAAACUGGUUGUGUAUGAUAUGUCGGCUUAUCUGGGUGUGUAGUGUGAGAAAAGGAAAGAUUUUGUGGAUAAAAUAAAGGUUGUGCUGAAAAAUGA
Molecule: messenger RNA, 2011 nt
Organism: Bradysia coprophila
Lineage: Eukaryota; Metazoa; Arthropoda; Insecta; Diptera; Sciaridae
Source: RefSeq, a predicted model, not a curated record